Molecule: messenger RNA, 2014 nt
Organism: Papaver somniferum (opium poppy)
Lineage: Eukaryota; Viridiplantae; Streptophyta; Magnoliopsida; Ranunculales; Papaveraceae
Product: peroxisomal (S)-2-hydroxy-acid oxidase-like
Exons: 7
Coding region: 89-529 (146 amino acids)
Molecular function (GO): oxidoreductase activity
Source: RefSeq, a predicted model, not a curated record
GCUUAAUAAAGUUUGGUUUUGUAAGUAAAAUAUGGAACACCAAUAUUUCGCUUACUUGAACGGUUGCACCUAUCCCUGAUAGAUAACGAUGCCUAUCAUGAUCGCUCCCACUGCUAUGCACAAAUUGGCUCAUCCUGAAGGUGAGUUGGCAGCAGCACGAGCAGCAUCAGCAGCUGGCACAAUAAUGACAUUAUCUUCAUAUGCAACAUCCAGUCUUGAUGAGGUGGCCUCAACAGGACCUGGCCUUCGCCUUUUCCAACUCUAUGCAUCCAAAGACAGAUAUGGAGUUACUCAGCUGGUCAGGAGAGCUGAAAGAGCUGGCUUCAAGGCCAUUGCCCUCACUGUUGAUACUCCGAGACUUGGUCGAAGGGAAGCUGACAUUAAGAACCGAUUUGUAGUACCUUCAUCUGUGACAUUGAAGAUCUUUGAGGGUUUGGAUAAUGGGGAGUCGGACAAGACAAAUAAUUCUGGAUUUGCCGCAUAUGUUGCUGGCCAAGUUGUCCAGUCCCUAAGCUGGGAAUUUCCCUGACUGCAGAUGUGAAAUUUACAGCCGCAUGAUUCUUUAUCCUGUGAUCGUGCUGUCAGCAUUGCAAAAUCUAGCCAUUUCAGGAUGCCACUUCAGAUAUUAUUGUGUCAGGCUGUAAGCUACUUUGAGUAUAUACAACGGUCAAAAGAUAUUUUGCUGAUGAAUUUCCCUUGGGCUCGUCACAGGAUGUGGAGUGGCUUCAGACAAUCACCAAACUUCCAAUUUUAUUGAAGGGUGUGAUGACUGCUGAGGAUAGUGCAAAUUUCUCUAAUUAAUCUUACACUGAUCACAUACAGCAAGACUAUGUAUACAAGCAGGAGCAGCUGGAAUUAUUGUUUCUAACCAUGGAGCUCGCCAACUGGAUUAUGUCCCUGCUACUAUUAGUUGUUUGGAAGAGGUUGUAAGAGCUGCAGAAGGACAAGUUCCCGUGUUUCUGGAUCGUGGGACUGAUGUUUUCAAAGCAUUGGCAUUGGGAGCUUCUGGCAUCUUCGUGAGUGGAUAUUAAAAAUUGGGUUGUGAUGACUUUGCUAAUCUACUCUUCUCUUUGUAAUAUUAACCCAGCUCAUAAAUUUUGUUUAUAAGAAUGUUAAAAAUUUGCGGGCAUCCAACUCACGGCCUUAACACGUGGACCUUGCACGUGUGGGUCUUGGGUGUGCAGGUGACAUCGGUCAUGGUCCACCCCACGUACAGGUCAUACGAGUGACCAGUCAUUUGGUCACGGGUGUACAUGUGCCCACUCGGGUCACGACGGCUAUUGAUUCGGUCUACAUCAUGUGUAUGGGACCCAGCUCUGAUACCAUGUUAAAGUCUACGGGCAUCAAACUCAAAGCCAAUUGGCAAUGAGUGGAGCGGCCCUUCCAUAUUAUAUUUUAAGUUCAUUAUGCGGAAACUAGUGAUGUGGGACUAUUUAUCCUUUCACAAAUAAUUUCAGAUUUGAAGGCCUGUUUUGUUCUCCUUGGCUGUUGAUGGUGAGGCUGGUGUAAGAAAGGUACUUCAAAUGCUCCGCGAUGAGUUUGAACUAACCAUGGCAUUAAGUGGAUGUCGUUCUCUCAGCGAGAUCACUCGUAACCACAUUAUCACUGAUUGGGAUGUUCCUCGCCCAUUCACCAGAUUAUAAUACUCAGAUAUUUCAGCAUGCAACUGAUUGUUCGGUCCCUUUGCUUCAGAGAAGAAUUUAAGUACAGGAUUUUCUGAUGACUAGAGAAGGUGAUUUUGUCGCCAAGGGGGGUUAAUUGCAUAAGGUACAUGCUAUCAAGACUGAGAUUUAGGCUAUUUGUAGAAUAAAAAGAAAUGAAAACAGACUUCUACAAAACUGAUGUUCUAAUAUGGUGGUAAGGUUAAAUAUUGGGAAAAUUAGGGGGAGAUUCAAAAAAAAUAAUAUUCACAUUGUCAAGCCCACAAUUAAUUUUAGGUACUGUGACACCCAUAAUUAUUUCCGUGACACCCAUAAUUAUAAGAAAUUGUUAAAAAUGUACGCAUCAGGGAUUA